AUUUAAAGUUCACCUGUUUUCUGGUAUCUUGCACCGUCCGUGCAAGGUUUAAAUACAAUCUUCUACAACUUGCUUUUUAAGCUUUUAAGCUUCACCAACUAUUUUAUUUUGAAGUAAUUGGAUUAACUACUACUUAAUUCCUAUAAAUCACAUUUCAUGAAUUCAUCCUCAGCAACUGUAAGUUAUAACUUCAUGUAUUUCCUUUAACUGUUAAAAUAUUAUGAACUAUUAUUACUAUGAUUCACGUAUUACCAAGAUCUUCCAUGCUUUCAAUUUCACCCCAGAGUUAUAGUAACAUGUCGAGUGGUACAAAUGGAAUGUAUGACAAGAAUGGCCUUUCAUCAUCUACAACUGGUGAUGGGGAUUAUGCAAGCGAUCCAGCAUCAGGCGGAUUGUCUUCCUUUUUUGUAUCAGAUUAUAAGAAGUAAGUUUUAUUAAUCUCUAGUUUACAAACGAAAUAUUUUCAUUCGAAAUCGAACAAGUAGAUUGAUUUUACUUUAGUUCUUUGAUGUAUAUAAAUAUAUUUAUUUGAAAGUUUUUAGUAAAAAUAAAAAAAUAAAAAAUGAAACUUAUAAUUUGUUAGUUAUAUCGCAACUUUACCAAUUAUUCUAAAUAACUUUUAUAGCAUACGUUUUUAUUGUACAUGUAAUAAUAAUACUGGUAUUUAUAGUGAUAUAAAUAUAUAAAUUUAAGUAAAACCAUUUUCAACUAGGCAUGAUGAUUUGAAACAAAUGUUAGACUCUGCAAAGGAUGGACCAAAAUUAGAAGCAAUGAAACGAAUUAUUGGUGUAAGAUACUUUCUUAUUGCAUAAUUUAUGUAUUACAAUAGUCAUUAUACGUUUUUUAGAUGAUUGCUAAAGGUAGAGAUGCAUCAGAAUUGUUUCCCGCUGUUGUUAAAAAUGUUGUCUCUAAAAACAUUGAAGUAAAAAAAUUGGUAUAUGUAUAUCUUGUCCGUUAUGCUGAACAGCAGCAAGAUUUAGCACUUUUAUCUAUAUCUACAUUUCAAAGAGCUUUAAAGGUAAUAUCUACAGCGAUAUAAUAUAAUAUGUAAUUGUUCUAAUCUAUACAUGUAGUGAUUUAUAUUUUAUUUAUUGUUCAAUUAAUAUAAUAUUGUAUUUGUUUUAGGAUCCCAAUCAAUUAAUACGAGCAUCAGCAUUAAGAGUGUUAUCGAGUAUUAGAGUUGUAAUGAUUGUACCAAUUGUCAUGUUAGCCAUUAAAGAUUCAGCUGCUGAUAUGUCACCAUAUGUUCGUAAAACUGCCGCACACGCAAUUCCUAAAUUAUACAGGUAAUUAUUAAUAUUAAACAAUUAUUUAAGUACACGCACUUUAGUUGACUUAUAAAUAUUAUUGUAAAUUUAAAAUUAUGAUUAUCACUUUACUAGAAUAUAAAUUAAUAAUUAUUUUUAUUUUACUAUUUUUGUUUUAGUUUGGACCCUGAUCAGAAAGAAGAGCUUAUUGCAGUAAUAGAAAAACUAUUAGCCGAUAAAUCAACCCUUGUAGUUGGAUCAACUGUUAUGGCAUUUGAAGAGGUUUUUAAGUUUUUAUUACAUUUUUUAAUUGAUUUUUAAUUUAUUAUUUAUCAUAUAGACAGUUUAAACUAGUUAUUUUAUUUGUCGCUAUUGUUAUUAAAAAAAAUAAUAAUAUAAAUUAUAAUAUAUUAAAAUAGUUAAAUAUCUAUUUAGGUUUGUCCUGAAAGAAUUGAUCUUAUACAUAAAAUAUACAGAAAGCUGUGCAAUUUGUUAGUUGAUAUUGAUGAAUGGGGGCAGGUGAUUAUUGUGAACAUGCUGACUAGAUAUGGCCGUACUCAAUUCAUCAAUCCCAAUAAAAAUGUAAGAAAAAAUUAAAAAUUAAUAUUAUAUAUUAAAACAAAAUGUAUUAAAUAUUUAUAGGACACCAGUGAUUUUACAAAAAUUGAAAAUUCGAACUUAGAUAACUCAGAUUUAUCUAGUUGCGAAGAGGCAGGUAUAGAUGAUGAUAAAUCAACUGUAUUAGAUCAAGACCAUCGUCUUCUAUUAAGAAAUGCUAAGCCUUUGUUUCAAAGCCGAAACGCUGCUGUAAAUAAUAAUUUAAAAUUUUUAUUAAAUAUAGUUUAAGAAUAAUAUUAUUAUUUAAGUUUAUUUGACUAUUUUAAUAGUGUUAAUUGAUGUACUUAUUAGGUUGUGAUGAGUGUUGCACAGUUAUAUCAUCAUUUAGCUCCAAAAUCUGAGGUUAAUAUCAUUGCUAAGGCAUUAAUUCGUUUAUUAAGAAGUCACAGAGAAGUUCAAUCAGUUGUACUCAAUUCUAUUGCAUCUAUUUCAAUAGCCAGGAAGGUAUAAAUUUGUUUGUUAUUUAUUUGUAAAGGUAAUUAAUUUUAUUAUAUCAAUGUAUUUAUUUAUCAUUUUUUUUAGAGUAUGUUUGAACCAUAUUUAAAAAGUUUUUUCGUUAGAUCAAAUGAUCCUACACAUAUAAAAUUAUUAAAACUUGAUAUUAUGACAAACUUGGCCAAUGAAACCAGUAUAUCAACAAUACUUCGUGAAGUUCAAACAUAUAUUUCUAGCACAGAUAAACAAUUUGUUGCAGCUGCUAUUCAAGCUAUUGGAAGGUAAUUAGUUUUCAUAUAGUAUAUCUAGCAAAUAUCAUUGAUUAUGUUUUCAAUGCUAAUAUUUACCAGAAAUAUGCAAUCUGAUGAGUAGACAUAUGCUAUAUUUCAAUUGGACGUAGUAAGCCUCAGUAUAGGUAUCAAACCCCUGGUUAAUGGAUUCUGUCGAUGUAGUUGAUUUAUUUGUAUAUAUUUAAUUUUACAUAUUAUUAAUUUAUAAUUGAAUUCAAGUAUGGACUAUUGUAGGGUGUUUGAAGUUAAGAUUUCAGUACAGUUGUCAAUUUCCAAUUAUAAAUCUCAAAAUUGAAUAAAUUUAAACCUAUAUAUAAUGUAUGUUUUAUUUUAGAUUUGGAGCAUAGUGUGGGAUCUACUGUGAGCAACUUGUCUACCAGAAAUCUUGUUCCAAUUUAUCAAAUGUAGCACCCUUUCAGAAAGUAAAUUUUAUCUAGUUAGUGUGUUGGAGAUGUUAUUUUUUGAUUUUCCUAGAGUUUUUAUGGUAUUUGUGAAAAACAAAAAAAUAUAGGUAAAACGCAAAUUUUUACGGUGCACCGUGUUGUUGCUAAUUUCAUUGUUUCAAUUUUUCAAGCAUGAUGUUUUCUACCAAAAAUAUUAAUUCAAUCAAAAAACGACAAGUUUUUUGUUGCAUUUUCUAUCUUGUUGCUUAGUGAGAUAAUUGUUUUUUGAUUUUUUUUUUUUUAGUUUUUUUUAAUAAUUGAGUAUAAUCGAAAAAAGAUGUAGAAAGAAUGGGAAAAUUAAUAAAACCAUUUUCAAUUUUGUUUUAGAUUCUGAGUGGAGCGAUUUAUGUAUUGGUUUUAUAAUGAUGAUUUUCUUGUGAACAACUUUUCUAGCAGAAAUUUGGCUCCGAUUUUCAAGUAUAACACUUUAUGAAAAAAAUUGAUAAUAAGAAUACAUACAAUAACUUUAAAUUAUAUGAUAUAAUAUAAAACCUUUUUCGUUUUUUUUUUUUUAAUUUGGUAAUAUGAUUUUAUUUUCAUAUAAAUAAGUUGUAAAUCUUAAAUAAAUAUAUAUAAAAUACUGAGUAAGAUUAAUAAAUAGGUUUUAUAUUUGAUGAGAUUUGUAAUACAUUUAGGUUUGUUUUGGUUUGUAAUUUUAGGUAGGAAGAUUUGUAGAAUUUAGUGGUUAAUUGGUAAACUAAAUCAAUUUUAAAAUAUGAGUGCUGUGUGGAAUAUUAUAUAUUAUUAUUCUCUUAUUUAAAACCUUGAUAAAUCUCUUUGACAAUUAUUUUAAAUGAAGUAAAUAAAUAACUAAGUAUAAUAAAUAAAUGAUUAUUCUUUUCUAACAAAAAACAAUUUCUAGCGAAGUUCGGUUGUAUAUGUUAUGAAAGGCCUUAGUAAUUCGGGUUUUUAUCAAAAUUUGAUUUUAAAAUUCUUAUUAAAAAAUAGUUGAAAUUAUUUAUUUAUUUUUAUUAAUAAAUUUGAAAAGGUGCUACAUUUGAUAAAUAGGAGUAAGAUUUCUGUUAGAUUUUUUGUACACAUUUUUUAUAAAAAAAAUAAAAAAUCAAACAUCAUUGUAAAACCAAUACAUCCCUCGCUUGAAUCUAAAAGAAUGAAUAAAUUCUUAUAAUAAGAAGUAAACAGCUGUAAAUUAAAUCCAAGUUUUGCCGGAUUAAUGUAUAACGACAAAUUUAUAAAAAAAAUGACAAAAUUAUUUUGAAAAUGUAGGAUUGUGGUUUAACUAAGUUUUAAUUUUAAUAUUACAAAGCAAUUACACGACUACUCAAUAUCAAUAUACUUCCAUAAAUUACACAGCGCCCUUUUUAGAUUUUUUUUAAUUAUAUUUUUAGUUUGGGUACCUAUUAUAAUUUAAGUUUUAAUACAAGGUUAUUCAUACAACACUUAUUAAUUAUUCUAUUAGUUUUAAAAGUUCAAAAUCUCAUUCUUUAUUUGUAUUUAUUUAUUUUUUAUAAGCAUUUAAAGUAUUAAAUUAGUAACAAACUGAGCCCUAAUUAUCACCAUUUUCACACUUUUAAAUUAUUUUACUUUUGUUUUUGUCUGUGUCUCAUCCAAUAAGCUAUUCAAGGUGAUAACGAUAAAUAUGUCUUAUAUUGACUAUAUCCUUUCACAUUAAUAUUUCAUGGUUCACUUAAAAUGAAGCCUUCAAAAAAUCUUCAAUGAUCAGUGAACAAUUAAUUGCUUUUACAUAAUAAAUAAUGUGAUUGGGAAAAAUAAUAUUUUAUUGUUUCCUGUUAAUUAAAUUAUAGAUAAAACAUUUUAUUUAAAUAAUAAAUUAGGCCAAGGUAAAGUAAAUAUUUGAACAAAAUUUACCUAAUUAAACUAAAUUAAAUUACUUGUAUUGCAAUUACUAUUAUAUUUUUAUUGUUAUUAUCUUUCAUCCAGAAGACAUUAAUAAAUUAUAUAUCAUUAAAAGGAAGUGGGUAGGUAUGCAAAUUAUGUCUAAAAAAAAAUUGUUUAACAUUAUUUUACCCACUAGAUUCUAUUAGGAAGAUGAUUAAGGCUGCAAUUUUGUAUUUUGGGUUGCUCAUUACAGGAGACUGAACACAUUCUAAUAUAUUUCUAUUUUAAAUUUAAAACCAACAAUAAAGUAAUUUAAUUUAAGUCGUGAUUUUGACUGUUAUAAUAACUGCUGUUUUACCAUGAUAGAAUUCAAAUUUGAAUAUUUCCUUAUAUACAUCAUACAUAGAUUUUUAUACCUUAUAAUCUUAAUUUGUUGUAAAAAGUCUUGAUAAUUUGAAUGUUUAAGAACUGUAAAUAUUAUUAUUUUUACAUUAUUAAUUAAUAAAAGAACUUGACAAUAUUUCAAUUUAAUUAUUCAUGCUAAGUCUGUAGUAUGAUAUGUUAAACCAUUGAAAUUCUUUAAUUACAUUUUUGGUUCUAGAUGUGCUUCAAAUAUCAAAGAAGUUACAGAAACUUGUCUUAGUGGGUUGGUGUCCAUGUUAUCAAGUCGCGACGGUAAUUUAAAAUGUGUUGCACAUUUAAAAUUCUAUAAACACCCAAAGUAAGGAUCAUACUUUAUGUAUUUUAUGUUGAUUUUUUUGUAGAAGCGGUAGUAGCUGAAAGUGUUGUUGUCAUUAAAAAAUUGUUACAAAACCAACCCGAAGCUCACUGCGAUAUAAUAAGACAUAUGGCACGACUGAUGGACUCCAUAGCUGUGCCCCAAGCCAGGGCAUCCAUCUUGUGGCUGCUUGGAGAAUACUCUCAACUGGUUUCCACCAUAGCACCUGACGUUCUUCGUAAAGUCGCUAAAACAUUUGUUGACGAGGUUAAAAAAUUGUUUAAUAAUAUAUACUUUAUUUACAUAUUGUGAUAUGAAUGUAUGUCUUAGUUACCCGUUGGCUAUUCUAAUUUGCCUUUGUUUUGUGCAAUAGGAAGAUAUAGUGAAAUUACAAAUAAUGAAUUUAGCGGUUAAGUUAUUCUUAACAAAUCCCAUACAGACUACAUUGCUCUGCCAAUACGUGUUGAAACAGGCAAAGUAUGAUCAAAACUAUGACAUUCGUGAUCGUUCAAGAUUUUUAAACAAUAUACUGUUUCCUCCAGAGCAAUUUAAAGAUAGUAUAUUAAGUAAACAUGCAAAGAACAUAUUUUUAGCGGAAAAACCAGCUCCAUUACUACAGUCCAAUUUUGUUGGUAAUUUAUACUUAAUUAUAUGUAUAUAUAUUCAGUUUUUUAGCAAUGAAAAAAAAUUAAAUGCUAGAUGCCCAACUACAGAUAUAUAAUAUGAGCUCUUUAAAUACAUAUCAUUCACUCUUCAUACAUAUAUAAUACUUAAGACACUGAGCAUAGCAAAGAAUGUUUUGUUUUUUCUAUGAUGUGGCUUUUUUUUUUUUUCUUAACAUUUUAAUAAAUUAAUUUGUUUAUUAAGUAAUAACACAUUGUAUGGUAAAUUUCAAUAAUUAUUUUGUCAUUUUAUAGUCAUAUAUAGGUAUUUAUACUCUUAAAAAAAAACAAACAAUUACAUUUUUGUUAUUAAUAAAAGCUAUAUAAAACUUAAAAAAAUACUGGGUAUGUUUUUAAACAAAUAUGGAAUAGGAUUAGCUUUUUCAUGUCAAUACUCAUUAUUGUAAUCUUGCUAAAAAUAAUAGAGAACUAAAAUUACUUAUAUUAGCUCUUUUUAAACACGAUGCAGUUUUUAAAACAUUGUAGUGCUUUUUAGUUUUUUAUCUAUAGUCAUUUAAAAUGUUUGUGUUCUUUACCUUUUUUUUAUUAUUAUAAUUAAAUCAAAGAAAAAAUAUGUAUACAAUUAAGUAGAUACAAUCCAAUAUUAUAAAUACAUGGAUUCAACACUGAGUAUACAAUUCUCACUUUGAUUUAAUACCUAUUUUCUAUAAGCAUGUUUGUGGUGAAGGUAGGAAGUUGUGAUUAUAGACUAAUAUAAAUAAUUUGUUACUCUUACAUGAAAACAAGAUAUUAGCAAAAAGUACAAACAAUUGUUUAAGAUAACAUUUAGAUUAAAUAAGAGCAGCUUAAUAUAACUUAAAUUAAAAUACUACACUUAAAAUAAAAUAAGCUUAAUGAAAUUCAAUUAAUUGUAUUUACUUAAAUAAAUAAAUUUUUGAAUUAAGUUACUAAAAUUACUACUUUAAAGUAAACAUGACAAAAUGUACAGAAAGAAAAUAAAAAUAGAAAACUUAUUCUAUAUUUUGAAAAGACCAAUGUUUUAUUAAAUAUUUCGCACAUUUUGGAUUUAGAAUAAUUUUUUUUUUAGGGACUUCAUUUAGAUCAAGAUAGUCCAUAAAUCUCUGUCCAAAAGAAGUUUUCUUAAAUUUAAUUUUAGCAUCAUAUGUCCUAUUUUCUCUAAUUUGUUUAUUUCUAUCCAGGUUAUACCAAUUUUCCACAUCCUUUAUAACCCAUAAAAUUGCAAACUGUUUGUAACAUGACAUGAUAACUUUAUGGUGAUAAAAUUGUUUGAUAAAAGUUAUGAAAAUUUAGAUUGAAAAUCAAGAGUUGCAAAUUUUCCAUACAUGUGUUAAAAUUUCAAAUUUGGAUCAUUAUUUUUAUAUAGUGCUAUUAUGCAAAUAAAACUUAGCUCAGAAUUGUUUUUCAUUAACAAUGAUUUAUCCUUGUGUUUAAAAACAAAUUAAUUACCUACCCUAUAUUUUUUUCAUUAUAAAAAUGCAUUGUUAUUUAGUUAAACUUCCAAUAAUUUAUAUACAAUUUGAAUUCUAAACAUCUUUACAAAGGUAUGUAGGUAUCUAUGUUCAAUAAAAUAAUUUAGCUAUUCAUAUUUUCUAUUUUAAACUUUGUAGGCCUUAAUUUUUAUCAAAAUUGUUUUAUUAUUGAGUAGAAACCUUUAGUUUCAAAUAUUACUUUAUUAUACAAAUUAGUCUAAUUUAUAUACAAUUUUUAGUUUGGACUUCUUACUCUUAAAACUAUUAAAUAUUAAGAUUAUUUGUAUAGUUUAACAUAAUUUUUUUGAACACUAUUAUAUUGAAUUUAUUUAUAAAAAUACUGUUAUUAUUUUGCAUUUUUAUUUUAUCUAUUAAACAAAUUUGAACCAAAUGAAUUGUUCAAAAAUAUUAGUUUUUUAUAUUUUGAUUGUAUUUUUUAGAUCGAGAAGAAUAUCAAAUGGGUACAUUAUCUCAUUACAUCAAUUGUCGAGCAAUUGGAUAUCAAGAUCUUCCUCAAUUUCCUGAUUCGCCAACAGAUUCUAGUGUUCGUUGUGUAGCUAUACCAGAAGAGUUAGAAAAUCCCACGAGACAGAAAGCUGAGAGGGUGACUGCUAACAAAAAGAAAACGUUUUAUUCAGAUUCUGAAAAUAAUUCUGAUGAAAGUUCAGAUGAAUCUGACGAUUCUACAGACUCAUCAUCGGAUUCAAGUUAUGAAAAAAUUGAACCGCAGGUAAAAUUUUAAGAGGGAUGAAUUUGUUUAUUAUAAUAUAAGUAAUAAGAAAAAAUAAAUUCUUAAACUAUUUCUUUAAUUGCAUAUUUAAAUUAUUUUAAAUUGUACAGAAGAAAGAAAAGUCUGCAAAUUUUGUUGGUUCAAAUGAUGAAUCUAGUUCUGAAAGUGAAUCCGUAGAAAGUGACAGCAGCGAAGAAAUAAUUGUCCACGUGAAUAAAAAAGAAACUAAAAUAACAGAACCAGCUAAAAGCAAUGUGGAUUUGUUGUUAGAACUUGAUGAAUGUAAGUUUUCAUUAUAUGAUUUUAAUGACACGGUAUUUAUUAAAUCAAUGGUAUUGUGUUAUAUAUUUCUUUUUUUUUACGCAUACAAAUUAAAAAAUAGUUGCCCCAGUUGGACAAACGUUAGUACCGUCAUUUGGAAAUAUUCUCUCGCCUACAAGUAACAAUCAAUUGCCACCAUCAUUACCCAUUAAAACACUGCAGCAUUCCAGACAGGUAAAUAAAUUGUAGUAAUUUCUAAAUGCUGGUAUAUUAAUCUGGGUGAUAGACAAUGGGCUGAACCAAAUUGGUCAAAUACCAAAAAGAGACAUGACUUUUGUUAGAGACUGUCCAAAAAAAAGGCUGAACAUAUUUAAUAAUAUGUAUAUGAAAAAAUUGGAUUAUUUUAUCCUAACUAAAUUGAUUUUAGACCGUAUUUGUGUAGGUAAACUUUUAACUCUUCUAUUUGACAGACAUCAGAUCGUAUACAGUUAGUAGUUGUAUUUAAUUUUAGUUUAUCACCUAAUUUGAUAGUACUUACGUUAUUAGGUUAAUACUCGUGUGCUCUAGGGUUGAUUUAUGAAUAACUGAUUUUUUGAUUAAUUGUAAAAUGAGCUCUUUAUCAUGAUGGCUGUAUAAAAUUUAACCAAAUGAAGUUGGUGGUUUUUUAGCACUCAGUUUGUUAGGACAUAGCUUUAUUUACCACACCCAUUCUUCUUGGUUGAGAAUAAAAAAGUAGUGUUAAUAUUUUUACUGUAAUCUAUAGAUUGUUGCUCCCAGUUUUGUGCCAUCAGUAAAAACUGAAAUAUUGAAUAAAAUAAAGGGACAUAAUGAACUGAGUAUAUUGGCACGUUUCACGAGAAGUCCUCAUGUGUUUUCACCAAAAAUGGUCAGCAUCGAGUUGAGUCUCACCAAUCAUGAUAAAAAAGAAUCACUUACCAAUAUUCGCUGGACUCAAAAAGUUAGUCAUCAUUAUCAUAGUAUAAUUUUUAUUUAAAUUUACUCCAUUAAGACGGGUGAUAAAUAAGAUUAUUUUACUUUUAAAAUAUAGAGUUUGGACAUGAGCAUUCACAAUUCAGCUCCCAUUGCACAAUUAUUGCCUAGUUCAGUCACUCUGGGUGCACUUGGAGUCGACUACAAAGAUUCUAUCCAACCUCUUAUUAUGGAAGUUUCUUGGUUUACUGCUGGCAUGGAACGCAAAAGUGAAGUAGUACUACGUGUUCCCAUUGGUGAACUCGUUCAGCCAUUGUGUAUGGAUGAGGAAGAUUUUCUCAGCGAACAGGGUAAAAAACAAAUAUGAACUGUUUAUAUUUAACAGUCUAUCAAUAGUAUGUAUGGGAAUUCAACGAUCAAAUGUACCUAACAAUCUUAUGUCCACUUUAACAGAGUUUCAGUUAUAAGUAAUGGGAUAAUCUGUUAUCUCUCCAUAUAAAAUACUAGCUUCCCCGCCCCUGGUGUUGCCUGUGCCUAUUUUCAUUAUUAUUUUAUUCAUAUUCAUUUUUAAAUCGAAUGAAAACAACAAAUAGGUGGAAAGUGGGUAUUCCACCUUUGGCUAUCUAAAUGUGUUCUAUUCUGACAUUUUAAUAGUGUAAGUAAUAAUAAUAAUUAUAAUAGUUUUCUUUUCCGUAACACCAAGGUAACCCUUGAAUAAAUAAAAAUAAAUAAAUAAGUAAUUAGACAUAUUCAUACCAUGUAUACCUAAAAACCCUUGAUUUACCUCCUUAGGGAUUGAAUUUUCAAAAAUCUUUUCUUAGUGGAAGCCUAUGUCAUAAUAACUAUCUGUGUGCCAAAUUUCAGCCAGAUCUGUCCCGUGAUUUGGGCUUGGCGAUGAUGGAUCAAUCAGUUAGGACAUUAUUUUAUAAAUAUAGAUUUAGAGAUAUUAUUGAAUAGAACUGUUCUAUUUUUGAACCAAACCAAACACUCAAAGUUCGGUUCAAAAAGCAAACUGAAAAUUUCAAAUAAUUGAACCCAGCCAAAUACCUAUAAUUUGGUUAAAAAAAUCAUUCAGUUCAACGUAGCCAACAAUACCAUAUUCUUUGGUGGGAUAGACCAUGUUACGAAAAAGAAAAACAUAUGUUUUUCGCAUUUGUGGGUCUUAUAUAUUAUUAUACUUCAUUUUUUAAAUUGCAUAUAAAUAUAAUAAUUCAACCAUCAAAUCGCAGGAUAACCUGUUUACUUUUUAUAGUUUGAGUAGUUCGAUAAAAUAUUUUGAAAGUUUGGUACAGUAAUAUUUUUAAGAUAAGGUCAGAUUGGUUCGAUAUUAACAACUUAAAUUCUUUUAUAUUUUCUAUAAAAGAAACAAAAUUUUGUAAAUACAAUUGUCAUAAUGUCAAUUAAAAAUGCUUAUAAAAAAAAAAAAUAAUAACAUUGUAUACAAAUAUUUUUUUCUACCAUCACAUACAACCUUAUUUUAUAUUUUCAAAUAUUUUGAUUUGGCCAAAAAAUUAUACUCACUUAAAUUAAAAAUUAAUAUAAAAUAUCGCUAUCUUUAUAAUUUUCAUUAAAAUUUGAACUUUAAAUACAUACACAAAAAAAAGGACAUACUUCACACGAUGGGUGGACCAUUGUUGUAAAUGAAAAGUUGGGAAGGUAGAGUGUAUUGAGGAAUUUAAUUUAUAUCUGUACGUAAUGAUAAACCAUUGUUAACGAAAAAUGAUUUGGAGCGAAGUUUCUUUUAUAUAUAUACAUACAUUUUCCAUUUUUCCCAAUUACUAUGAAAACUGCUAGAAAAAUUGGAGCAAGAUUUCUGGUAAAAAAGUUGUUCACAGAUAAAAAAAAAGAAGAGAAAAAAUAUACAUCAUUGUAAAACCAAUACAUUUCUCGAUACUCUCUGAAUCGAAUAAAACUAGAUUAAUCUCAGCUUUUUUUUUUAAAUUGCAAUGAUUUUUGAGUUCAAUUUUAAAAUUUCUGCUCGCCCCCGAAAAUUUUUAUCCAUUCGAAAAUAUUAAAUGACUAAAUAACUGAAAAAUCAAAAAAAUAACCUACAACUGUCCGCUUUUCAACAGCUUUUUUCUUAGUUUUCCCCAAUUAUGAAAACUAUAAGGAAAAUUAAAUUACUUCCUCCAUGUACCAAAUUGAUCUCAAAUACUUCAAAAAAGUUAUUUAAAGACGGAAUGAAAAUUUCACCAAUACAUUUCUUUCUACACUCAGAAUAUAAUAUAUCUUAAAUCAUAUGUUCACAAAAAAAAAAAAAUAUAUACCUAUGUAACUAAUUUACUAUGUUUAUUUUAUUUCAAGUAAUGUAUAUAUAUUAAAUUCUUAAAGACUUUAUUUACAGUUAAACUCAAAGGAAUGAAUGAACAUACAGCCAAAAUCAUUCUGAAAAAUGUUAAUCUAGAAAUAUCCAAAACUAUAUUCGAAGUAGCUAAUGUUACACGUGUUAUUACGGAUGUAGAGAAUAUAUACAGGUAUUAUGUUUAUUAUUAUAAUUCAUAUCAAUUGUAUACAAAACUAUUUAAACUGUUAAUAAUACAAGAAAUAAUUAAUAAAUUACAUUGUGUAUUUGUGCUUAGUUAAUUAAAAAAAAAAAAAAAAUGUUCAUGCUAGUGGACAGUUUGAAUUAUUAUAAUUAUUGUUGUUUAUGUUUCAGGUUCAGUGGCCAGACAUUGUCAUCUAAUUGUCUUGUGUUACUUACUAUUACCAAACAAGAAUCUUCAGUAACAGUGUGUGUUAAUUGUGAGAAAAUGGUUGUUGGUUCAGUGUUUUUAAAUGAAAUUAAAGGGUUUCUAUCCCAGUAAAUAUUGAAUUUUUUGUAUUUUACAAGUUCUGUUAUUAGUUCAAGUUCAGUUGUAAUGCAAUUUGUUAUUUUAUGAUUUAAAACAAUUAUUUGAUAAUUUAAUAUAAUUUUUAUAUUUUCAGAUGUUCUAAGUAAAUUUUAAUUUAAUUAGCACUUGUUUAUAUUUUAAUACUAUAAUGCGUAUUCAAGUAAUAUAAUAUUCACAAAUUUUAUAUUUAUACAAAAUUAAGCCAAACGUGAAUCUAUAUUUGUAAAAACUAAGCAAAUUAUUAUAAUUAUCACUGUAUACUAAGUAUAUUUAUAAUAUACAUUAUAUUUUAAUUGUUUAAUGUAAUCAUCACAUGACGAAUAAUAUGUCAAAAUAAAAUAUUCUAUAUUUUACUAUACUCUUCAGAGGACGUCAUUAUACCCGCAUGUGCUAUCUGUUCAACUAAAAUGCAUUAUCUUUCACUUUAUAAUAUUGUCUUCUUUUAGUUUUAUAAUGAGUGAUUUUAGACUAAAACUAAAAUAAAGCGAGUUCUACACAGUUUGCAUUAGAUAGAUUUUUGAUAUAUCACCCGUCAGUUGGAUGGAGACAGUACAUGCGGGUAUGACAUCCUCUGAAUUUAAAAAAACUGUUCUUUUGGUACCUAUAUAUUUAUAUUUAAUAUAUUUAAUAUUUAAUAAUUUUUGGAUGGAUUUAUUUUUUUGACAAAGUUGUUAUAAUUUCAUUAAUAUUAUGAAUACUUUAAGAUUU
Cinara cedri is the source of this 13124-nucleotide messenger RNA. The record is from the annotation of a GenBank genome assembly. NCBI's taxonomy places the organism in Eukaryota, Metazoa, Arthropoda, Insecta, Hemiptera, Aphididae.